AUGGCUACCGGCUCAUUCGCUGCUUCGUUGGCUCAGCUGACCGGCCUGGACGACGAGACGGCGCGGACACAACUUCUGCCGCACCUGGACUCGCUGAAGUCGCAGGCAGAGAUCAGGAAUUACCUAGACUCGCUCCUCGCACCGGGAACCGCCGCUCAGAGCUUCACAAACUCCUAUAUCGCCCACCGCUUCCCCUCGGCUUUGUCCCGACCCUCCUCCUCAUCCCGUCAAGGCUGGGCAACUCCCUCAUCCUCUCGCCCUUCUCCCACCUCUUCUCGCGCUCCCUCCGAAGACCGCCGCCGAUCGCAGAACCUUGAACGAGUACUUGCGGCUGCACCGAAGGGAGGGAAGGUGUACAUCAAGACGAAGGAGGAGGAUUUGGAUGGAUGGGGAGGGGUGAAGAGCGGGAAUAGGAGCGUGGGGAAUAGUCGAGCGGGUAGUCAGACGAGGAGUGCGGGAGGAGCGUCGGGUAGCGCGCAUGCGGCACCCGUACCCUCGCCGCUUCGACCAGCACCGCCUGCCGCCUUGUCUCCCUCCGCUAUGGCACCUCGACACGCCCAACAACCGCAGCAGAAGGGCAAGGGGAAAGCGCAGGAGCCAGAACUGGAGCUGUCGGAAGAGGCAGCGAAGGAGUUGUUGCGGAUCGAGCGCGAGCUGAGGAGCUUUGAGCCCAAGAAGGCGGGUGCGAAGUCGAGGGUCUGCUUCUGUCAAGCCCGCCAACACCCUCUCUCGACCUACAUCCCCCUCUGCCCCCGCUGCUCCCUCGUCCUCUGCUCGCUCAACCUCCCCUCCGCGCCCUGCCCGUCCUGCUCUCACGGUCCUCUCCUUUUCUCCGCCCUCACCGCCUCUCACAUCGCGACCCUCCAAUCCGCUCGUGAGACCCUCCUAGCUCGCGAAAAGCGCCGCGCCCAAGCCGAGCGCGAACAAGCGGAGCGCGAACGAGCUGCGAUUCGCUUUCCUGAGCUUGGGAUGGACGUACAGCGUGCGCCGUUGCCUGGAAUGGGGCCGAGGAGCUAUGCGGGACAUGCGGGUGGCGGGAUGAGCAUGUCGGAUAGGAUUGACCGGGCGUACGAGGCGCGACAUGCAGCUCAGACGGAGCAUAUGUCAGCCGGCGCAGAAGGAGGUGGGAAGGUGUUGCGGCUGGACGGCAAGACGGGCAAAGUCAAGGUGCAGAAAAAGGUUGCAAAGCCUUCGACAGCUCGAGGCGGCAAGACGACCUUGACGGAGGAGACGGUUGCUGUGGUCGACCCGGAGGACGACGACGGGCUCAUCGCCUGGAUCGACGAGGACGACGACGGCGUGCGUGGCGAGCGCGCCUUGCGCUCUCUUCAAGCGGAGGAGAUCGCAGGGCGCACGGUGCCGGACGACCGGCCGUUCCUGAACGUCACGCUGGACGAGGACGAGCGACCUGUGUGGACUCCGCCAGCCGAGGCAGAUGAAGGAGAGGCUGCGGAGGAGGCAGGCGACGCGGGAACGGCUGAUGCGGCUUCUUCGGCGCCGGCGUCGGUCGCCAAGCCCGCUGUACCCGGUGCACCAGUCGCGAAGGACGAGUCGAACGGCAAGAGGAGGCGCGGGAGGGGCGGCAAGGGCAAGGACAAAGCGGGAGGAGCGGCAGCGGAGUAG
Rhodotorula toruloides NP11 is the source of this 1623-nucleotide messenger RNA. Its product is annotated as zinc finger, C2HC5-type protein. The record is from RefSeq and is a predicted model, not a curated record. Gene Ontology annotation, biological process: regulation of DNA-templated transcription. The transcript is spliced from 4 exons. Gene Ontology annotation, cellular component: nucleus. The coding region runs from base 1 to 1623 and encodes 540 amino acids. NCBI's taxonomy places the organism in Eukaryota, Fungi, Basidiomycota, Microbotryomycetes, Sporidiobolales, Sporidiobolaceae. Gene Ontology annotation, molecular function: zinc ion binding.